Molecule: messenger RNA, 793 nt
Organism: Cyprinus carpio (common carp)
Lineage: Eukaryota; Metazoa; Chordata; Actinopteri; Cypriniformes; Cyprinidae
Gene: hspb2
Product: heat shock protein family B (small) member 2
Biological process (GO): protein refolding; response to heat
Molecular function (GO): structural constituent of eye lens; protein folding chaperone
Source: RefSeq, a predicted model, not a curated record
AUUUAUUACCGUCCUGUCUCAACUGCACUGAUCUCUCUUCUCCUUUCCCCUGCUGUUCUUUCCACUCCUCUCCCUUUCUGGCCUUCCUGUUCCUCUCACACCGAAAAUUAGUGUAACUGAAGUCUGUCAAUCCAGUGAAUUCUUCAGUUAUCUUGUCAACCUGCUACAGAGGUCAGAAUGGCUGACCGCACCGUUCCUCAUGCCUACCCAAUAAGUAUGGAUUACGAGAUGUGUUCACCCCCUCGAAUCUAUGAUCAGAACUUUGCAGAAGCACUGAGUCCCAAGGACCUUUUGGCCCCUGUCUUGUACCACGGUUACUACAUCCGUCCCCGCAUCAACAAGCAGCUCGAGCGGGGCUUCUCUCAGGUAGAAAGUGAAGAUGAUUGGUAUCGAGUUUUGCUGGAUGUGUGCCAGUUCACUCCGGAUGAGAUCAGUGUGCGAACAGUGGACAACCUGCUGGAGGUGACUGGACGGCACGCUCAGAAAAUGGACCAGCAUGGCUUUGUGAGUCGUGAGUUUACCCGCACAUACAUCUUACCGAUGGGUGUGGAUCCGCUACUGGUGCAGGUGUCUCUCUCACAUGAUGGGAUACUGUGCAUCCAGGCACCACGAAAAACUGAGGACCUGGAGCCUAAAAUCAACCAGCUCAAGAUUAAAGUGGACAAGAAGGAAAGCAAAAGUUAAUAAAAUGGACUUGUAUAAGAAGAACUCUGUAGAAAUGUCUAUGGAGUUGGAUUGUCCAACACUUCCGUGCUCAUUUAUUAAAUAUUUUGGAUAUUUUAAAUAAUUCGAA